This is a messenger RNA of Amborella trichopoda, 888 nucleotides long. The record is from RefSeq and is a predicted model, not a curated record. NCBI's taxonomy places the organism in Eukaryota, Viridiplantae, Streptophyta, Magnoliopsida, Amborellales, Amborellaceae.
AUGACUACUUCCCACUCUCAAGACUCUCAAGACUGGAUAGGAUCAUUUGGAAGCGAGAGCCAUCAGGCUCGUUCUCAGUGGGCUUUUUCUACAGGAGCUUUCUACCAUGUCAACGCUCUCCCCCCCAGGGAUAUUCCCGUCUCAUGGACGCAUAUUUGGCGGGUUGAUUUUUUAUUCAAUUCAUCAAAACUAGUGCAUUCUCUUCGGAAGCUGUGGACAUCAUAUUCAACAGUUGAUCGGCAUCAGACAAUAUUCGCGAGUGCAUCUAUUCCCCAGCACAAGCAUUUCUUACAUGACUGUAUUCAGCAAAAAUGGACCAAGGUUUCAGCAUAAUGCCUACAUUUGCACGUAGUGGAGCCCAUGCCUUCACAGCUUUGCCAUAUAUUUGUGACUUGUAAAAAGGAAGGAAGACUUCAGACUUUACUCUCCUUACUUCAGCAGGAUAUCCCGAAAACUGGAAUCAUUGUUGUCAAUGAACAUUUUCAGAAAUCAAUAAAGACCGGAAAUCCACCGACAGCCACGUGGAUCAUGGAGUUUCUGAGAUCUUCAUCAACGAAUUCUCAAAUCGUUCUCCUUAAGGAGGGCAUGAACAUCAAUGCACGCACUGUCACACCAUCUGAAGCAAGACAAGGACGUUGUCUACUGGUUGCUACAGCUAGCAGAGGUGUAGAUCUCCCAGAGACUACCCACAUUUACAAUUUUGAUCUUCCAAGAACGGCAGUCGAGUAUCUCCAUAGGGCUGGCAGGACAGCUCGCCACCCUUUAUCAGAUGAGAUGUGCACUGUCACUAACGUAAUAGCACCAGAGGAGAGAUUUGUGUUGCAAAGAUAUGAAAAUGAGUUGAUGUUCGAGUGUAAAGAGUUCGUAGUCGAUGGAGCACAAGAAUGA